GCAACUUUGCAACAGUGGAAAGACACAGGUGCUAUAUGAAUAUAUAUAUAUAUAUGUAUUAGAUAUAGAUGCAUAUUAGACAAAGAUUCUCCCUUUUGCCUUUUUCUUAUUCAUGCAACUUUUUUUUCUUAACAAUCUGCCCACACUCUUCUUCUCUGCUGCUUUAAUUUGCUUGUAGAAUGUAGAUACCACCAUUACCAGCAAUCCAAUGCCUCCUGCCUUAAGUUUUCUUAUAUUCCCCAACAAAGACACCUUUGUUUUCGUCCCUCUUCUCACUUCUGUGCAAGGAACCUAUGAUUCUUCACACUUUAUUAUAUAUAUACAUCAUGUAAGGUUUGGGCAGAGGAUGAAGGUAGUUAGUUACUUCAUCCACCAGACACCGUUCCUCCUUCGAUAUAUCUGGUCUUUAGGUUUACUAGAAGAAGAAGAUGGUUGUGUAUGCAAGAAUACUAUGGCAUCCAACAACAUUAUCUAUCCUCUGCCUUCUACUGGUCUCAUCAGGUAUAGGCAAUGGAGACCAGCCACCCUUGGAACAAAUCCAAGGAGAUGGAAAACUGGAUUAUGAAGAAGACCAAAUGUUAUUUCCAUUUCUCCCGGAGACGACAACCCAGAGAGACACUAAUCCCGGAAAUGUUCCUAUUGUGAAUCCGACAACACCAGGUACAACUCCUAUAGUUAAUCCAACCGGUCCAUCACCACCGGCUCCAACAGGACCAACAACAAAACCGACACCUCCAGCACUACCCGGCGGAGGAGUAGCACCUGGUGGGGGAACGGGAGGCGGGAGUUGGUGCAUUGCAAAUCCCACUGCAUCCCCGACUGCUCUACAGGUGGCUCUGGAUUAUGCAUGUGGCUAUGGAGGAGCAGACUGUUCGGCAAUUCAACCGAACGGUGCCUGCUAUGAUCCGAAUACAGUUCGUGAUCAUGCUUCCUAUGCUUUCAAUAAUUACUACCAGAAAAACCCUGCCCCGACUAGCUGUGAUUUCGGAGGGACAGCACAGCUGAGUUACAAUGAUCCGAGUCAUGGGAACUGUCGAUACGCCUCACCCACAAGCACUCCAACAAUGCCUCCACCAACAACUACUAUGACGCCAACAAUUCCAAUGACACCACCCAGCACAUCUAUGGGAAAUCCCUACCCAACUGGAGGAAAUGGUUUUGGUUCAGAACCAACAGGCUAUGAUUAUGGUGCUGAACCUACAGCUACCCCAAAUUCAGUAGACAAUGUGUCACUCAACCUGCUGCUACUCAUCACCAUGAACUGCAUCAUUUUUUCAGCUACAUUAGUCAACAAUAACUGAUAUGUGGAGAUAAAUUCGGUUUUCAUCUCCCAUAUGAUGAGAAACCAGAUACUUGGUAGCUUCAAAGCUAUGCAAAAUUUUGAGGCAGAGAUACACUGCAAGACACUACUCUAAAGGCCAUACACAUACAUAUUGCAUCACUCAUAGUAGUUUAUUGUAGUUAUACUUUUUAAGUUAAAUAAGAAUUUCCAGACAAGGAAUAGCUGAUUUAGGAUAGUUGUAGUGAACGAAUGUUAGUACAUUCAUAAGCAGAUACAUGUUACCUAUUCCCUCAUAAUACAAUCACUAAUUUAUCAAGCAAUGUAAAUGCAACAUGUGCAUGAAUUAAUCCAACAUAUCAGCUAAUCAAUAUAAAUGUGCACCUAUGUAAAUUUCUGAUUUAAAACCA
Molecule: messenger RNA, 1689 nt
Organism: Andrographis paniculata
Lineage: Eukaryota; Viridiplantae; Streptophyta; Magnoliopsida; Lamiales; Acanthaceae
Product: extensin-like
Exons: 4
Coding region: 429-1301 (290 amino acids)
Source: RefSeq, a predicted model, not a curated record